This is a messenger RNA of Phaeodactylum tricornutum CCAP 1055/1, 992 nucleotides long. RefSeq lists its product with no specific name. The record is from RefSeq and is a predicted model, not a curated record. The transcript has a single exon. Gene Ontology annotation, molecular function: ribose-5-phosphate isomerase activity. Gene Ontology annotation, biological process: pentose-phosphate shunt, non-oxidative branch. Lineage: Eukaryota; Bacillariophyta; Bacillariophyceae; Surirellales; Neidiaceae. The coding region runs from base 81 to 944 and encodes 287 amino acids.
CUCGAUUCCUCGUAGGUUGCGAAGAUCCGUAUCGAUUAUCGGAGGAAACAAUACAGAAUUGUUUAUCGUCCAGGAUUACUAUGCGUCUCACAGCCGGUGCUUCUAUUCUUCUGGCGUCUUCUGCUCACGCCUUUACCAACCCUGCCUUUUUUCCUCGCACAGCGACCUUCGCAUCGACUAGUUCUUACACCAGUGCUCUGAUUUUAAAAAUGGGAGUUGACCAGGACGAGUUAAAAAAGCAGGUAGGCUACAAGGCCGUCGAUGACUAUGUCAAAUCCGGAAUGGUUGUGGGUUUGGGGACUGGUUCCACCGCAUACUAUGCUGUGGAACGCGUCGGCGAAAAGCUCAAGUCCGGCGAGCUGAAAGAUGUCCUCGCCAUUCCUACAUCGAUUCGGACGAAGGAACAAGCGGAAUCUUUAGGCAUUCCCCUCGUCACUUUGGACACCCAUAGCAAACUGGACGUGGCGAUUGACGGUGCCGACGGAGUUGACCCUGAACUCAAUUUGACCAAGGGAGGUGGCGGUGCCCUAUUUCGUGAAAAAAUUGUCGAGAUUUGUGCCGACAAGUUUAUCGUGAUUGUGGACGAGUCCAAGCUUUGCGACGGACUGGGACCCGGCUUUCCUAUUCCGGUGGAAAUUUUGCCAUUCUGCCACGAACAUACUAUGCGUGUGAUUGGUGAGUUACCUUCGUGCAAGGGAUGCAAACCGGUCUUGCGCAUGGGUUCAUCGACGAACAAUCAGGUGGAUGGUGAUGAAAUUGCCAUUUCGGACAAUGGUAAUUACCUCGUGGAUUUGCACUUUGAAGAUCCUAUCAAAGAUCCGGCAAAGAUGGCUCAGGAACUCAAAAAUGUGGUUGGUGUCGUUGAGCACGGUCUUUUUUGCGGCAUGUCCACAGCGGUAAUCAUUGCUGGAGCGGAUGGUAUCAGUGUCAAAGAAGCGAAGUAACCGCUGUACUACAUCUAACACAUUAAGGCUAUAAAUCAUCCAACCCUG